UAGAGAUGUGUAUUUUUCCUGUCCUUGUGUUUUUGGGAGUUUUUCUUUGCGCGCCGCACCAGUGCUUGGAGUGUCCUUCUGGCUGUGAGUGUUUCGCCGUCACCCGCACAGUGAAAUGUGUUUCUAAGGCUCUGCUCUCGGUGCCGCGAAACAUCCCGGGAUACGCCAGGACUGUUGUCAUCGCAGGGAACAACAUACACCAUAUCGGACCCGAUUCGUUUACAGAGCUGGAGAAUGUCACUAAUAUCGUUUUAAGCAAUAACAGGAUCACAGAGAUGGCUUCACACACCUUCUCCGCCCUGGUCAACCUCCGCUUCCUCGACCUCAGCGGCAACCAGCUGGCCCUCAUCCAUCCGGAGGCGCUUCGCAUCCCCGGCAGCCCCCUCCAGGAGCUCAACCUGAGCCGCUCGCUGCACAACUUCACCGCCCUCACGGACCUGACCACGGCUCUGCGGUGGGGCGGCCUGGGGGGUCUCCUCCGCCUCGACCUCUCCGGGAACCACCUCGCCCUGCUGCCCCCCGGGAUGUUCUCCCACCUGCCCAACCUGCAGCAGCUCUUCCUCGCCAACAAUUCCCUGGUGGCCGUCUACGGCGGGACCUUCUCCGGCAUGAACCACUUGGAGGUGCUGGAUGUGACGCGCAACGCCUUCAGGACGUUCAGGGCCGACGCUCUGCAGGAGCUGGAGAAGCUGGGGAACGUCAGGAUCCUUCUCGGGAACAACCCCUACGCCUGCACUUGUGACAUCCGGGAUUUUGUCUCGUGGCUGAACAAAACAAAAGCUCGGGUUGAUGUGGAAGCUGUGAGAUGCUCCUCACCGAGUCGGUUGACUGACAUCCAGCUGCGAGGGCUGAGCGUCCAGGCCAUCGGGUGUGUGGUUCCAGUCCUUGCGGAGGUGGCCGACCUCACCCUGCAGACCUCCUACGUCUUCCUGGGGCUGGUGCUGGGGUUCGUGGGCAUGGUUUUCCUCUUUGUGCUCUACCUGAACCGCAAAGGAAUGAAGAAGUGGAUCAUUGAGAUGAGGGACGCGUGCCGGGACGUCCUGGAGGGCUAUCACUACCGGUACGAGAUCGACUCGGACCCUCGGCUCGGCCACGUCUCAGCGGGCAGCAGCAGGGCUCAGAGGCAUUUAGCUUUAUCACAGCAGCUGCCAAGUGACACCUGCAUUGUCCAGGUUCCCACAGACACACAAGUCAAACAGGUGACCACCUCCCCACCUGUAAACUUAUGAUCUUUAAGUAGAGUAUGAUGUAUAUGUAAAUAGUUUACUCCAGGACAUUUACAAUUAGUUGUUUUUAGCUUUCCUGUGCAGUUCUAGACUAUAAAUACCACCUUAAAAGUGCCUUUUUCGUUUUUGAGGCACGCCAGUAUUGCAUCUGUAAAUUAGCAUCUUGUUUUUAAUCAUGCAUUUUUAUAAGAGCAUAUUUCAUAGGCUGCACUGGAAUGUCGUUUUUUGGUCUUAGUAUCACAACUUUUAAUAUCUUAUCAUUCUACAAAAGAUACAAAACAUAGAUGGCAACAUGAAAAUAAGAUGAUGUAGUAAGAAACUGCACUCCAGAGACAACCAGUACAUUUUAGAAUAGGCCUUUAUAAUAUUCUGUAUGCUUCAGUAAAAGGGAAGAAACCCUUAAAAUUAACUUUUAUUGUGUUCAUAAUGGGAUCUGUGUUAUUCAGACAUGUAGACACUGAGGAUACAAUCUCAUGAAUCUUGUAUUUACAUUAAUUAUUAAUAAAUAAAAUAAAUGCUGUAUCUGA
Acanthochromis polyacanthus (spiny chromis) is the source of this 1753-nucleotide messenger RNA. RefSeq names its product trophoblast glycoprotein-like. Gene Ontology annotation, molecular function: protein binding. The record is from RefSeq and is a predicted model, not a curated record. Bases 6 to 1229 code for a protein of 407 amino acids. Gene Ontology annotation, cellular component: plasma membrane. Lineage: Eukaryota; Metazoa; Chordata; Actinopteri; Pomacentridae. Gene Ontology annotation, biological process: negative regulation of canonical Wnt signaling pathway. The transcript has 2 exons.